AUGAAUGAUGAUUCGGCCGAAUCCAGGUAUUUCCCUGGAGACACAGAAAUGUCGAUAUUGGCAAACACAGUGACAGCAUAUUUUAAUAGUCCAGAACGUUCUGAAGAACGUCAACAAAUUGUUCAAGCUUGUGUUGUUGAAUUAGUUAAAUAUAACAGGCGUUGGGACAACAGAAAGGUCAGAUUAUGGUUUAACAAUAAUCGAAAAGGUCCAAUUAAAGCAGCAUCAGUCGAUAAUCUCAAUAUGUCCGCAACACCAAAUUUAUCAAUCACUCCACAAUCUGUACCUCCGAAAAAGCGUAUUGCAAACAAAAUGUCUUCGAAAUUUUUAUCAUCACCUGUUUCAAGAUGCAAUUCUCCGAAUUCUCCUACUGCACAUCCUGACCACCUCGCAAUUAUGCAUACCGAUACUGGUGAGAUGCUGACAGAAGACGAGCAAAAGCUAAAAGAAAUAAAUCAAACACAAUUAAUACAAUCGUUCAAAGAUCGGAAAUGGAUCGAAGAUAUUGCUCCGCAAACAUCGAUACCAAAGAUAUAUGCACUACAAACAUUACCACAACAGCUCUCUCCUUAUUCAAACGUCGAAUUACUUCAAACUUCAGAAUUUGGCCUAGUUCAUCCAUCUUUCAAAAUGCCACCAAACGUAUCGCAAGAACUUCAAGAAUUCUACAAAGGACCGUCAUAUUUCGAAAACAUUGAAUACGGACUAAUUGAAGCCGGAAUUGCAAAAGCAGAUUUAUCUCCAGCGAUCGUUGAGUAUACCAAAGAUAAGCAUAUCCUUCAUUAUGAAAAGAAAACCCUCGAAAUUCCUACAAAUUACCCUAUUACUUCGAUUUUAUACAAUAGAGACUCCAAAUCUUUAUUUGUUGCAUACGACAAGUUCGUUUCUCAGCUCUCUAUUGCAGAUGGAUCGAUUUUAAGGACUCUAGAUACAGGCGGACGCCAAAUGAGAAAUUCAUGUUUGAUUAUGCACAUGAAUUGUCUAUUUUUAGGUAGUAGAAAUAAUAUUUACGUAUUCAACUAUGAGAAUGACAAUGCAAAAGCCCUUGAUUCCCCUUAUAAAAGCACAAAUAACAUUCAAUCUGUUGGAAACUCAUUAAUUGUUUCCUCCAGGUUAUCACCUAGUAUUGUUUCUAUUGAUGAAACAGGCAAAAUCAGCCAUAGAUUCCUUGGUUGCCAAGGAGGAAUUACUUCAUUAGCAAGAUUUGACGAUAAUUGCUUCUUAAGUGGUUCCGCUGAUUAUGUCAUUAGACUCUGGGAUGUAAGAACUAGUUUUCCAUCCAUAGAACUCGACAGACAUCUUGGAAGUGUCACUGCUAUUUCAAAUGAUGGAAGUAUAAUAGCUUCUGCGGGCGAAGACAGAAGGUUACGGACAUGGGAUAUCCGAAAUAGCCUUUCUAUCUUCGAAUCAGACACAGGAAUGGGAGUUCCAAUUGAUAUCUCAUUUUCUGUUCAAUCUGGCAACAUUACAGUUAUUACAAAGGAGCAAUAUGCAUCAAAUGCUGAUGGACUUGGCUCUAAUAGACUGAUUGGCGGUUCCCAUCGUCUUGGCCUUGUAUCUCCAAAUCAAUGUCUUUUCUAUUCGAUAUAUGAUAAUGAAAAUAGUGUCUUGUAA
This is a messenger RNA of Trichomonas vaginalis G3, 1614 nucleotides long. RefSeq names its product SCF-dependent proteasomal ubiquitin-dependent protein catabolic process. The record is from RefSeq and is a predicted model, not a curated record. Lineage: Eukaryota; Parabasalia; Trichomonadida; Trichomonadidae. Gene Ontology annotation, molecular function: protein binding. The transcript has a single exon. Bases 1 to 1614 code for a protein of 537 amino acids.